Molecule: messenger RNA, 1272 nt
Organism: Penicillium daleae
Lineage: Eukaryota; Fungi; Ascomycota; Eurotiomycetes; Eurotiales; Aspergillaceae
Exons: 2
Coding region: 1-1272 (423 amino acids)
Source: RefSeq, a predicted model, not a curated record
AUGAGCAAAGCUUUUCAUGUGCCCGUUGUGAUCGACGCGGUGGACUGGGAUGCUGGACGAGUCUGGCUCGAGGCCUCCGCGUUGCCUCCUGAUCUGCCAUUUGAUCAACUAUGUAAAAGCCCGGACUACACACUGCUAGCCCUGGAUCAAGAAAGUCUCAUCACGGCCGCCAGAGCGAGAUUCCCGGAGCUAGGUGAAGAAAAUCCAUGGUGGAUAGUGGACGUGUAUGUGACUACCUCAGGUCCGUCGACCGCAACGCAAACCCUACUGGCAUGGCUACUGACACAGAUCAAGGUCAACCUGGAUCUCUUGAUCAGGAGCUUAUUCGCACGCUUCGAGAAAAUUUCCACAAAGAACGAUUUCCCUGCGACGGGCGCAUCUACCAAAGUAUUCGUUUCUACCAAGGCGCGACUGCGCGUUUUCUAUAACCUGGUAGGAGGGCAGGUGGAUCUCCUUUCCCAAAUCGAUGCGAUGACGGUUCACCUAUUGCAGUCCCGAGCGCCUGGGGUCUCAGCCCGGGACUUGAAUUUCCUCCGCCUGAAACAAAAUAGACUCUUUAAGUACAUCGACUGCGAACGAGACCGUGAUGCAAUCUGGCAGAGAAUGGAGCGGAUUCAUCUCCCUAUCCCGACACUGAAGACCUUCUUCCAGGAUAUCCUCUUCCUCGAUGUCGGACAGAGCGUAAUGCGCCAACUCUGUCGUAGCCCUUUAACGGCGACGCGAUCAAUUGACCAAGCUUUGGAAGAACAAUACAUUGUAGAAUCAGGAGGACUCGGGUACAAUCUGUCAAGAAUUUCUGGAAGUCGGUUCCGGUCGGGACUCUGGAAUCUUUGGCGAUUCAGCCAUCAGUUCGCUUUCGAGCUGACAACGCAGAAGGACCAUCAUCGCCGCGUGCCUCGGAAAAUGGAGGAUAUAGAGCGUGCACAAGAAUAUGGGCUCCAUGAAAUCCCUAUUGCAGAGAUGGUUCCCUCUCUCCGAUUCCACUUCUUCGGCCUAGCCCGUCUCCACGGGAUUCAUCCUUCGGUGUCUGUCGACGACACGGAGAGAGCUAUAUCUGAGAUCCCCUUGCAGGUGCAAUCCGAUUUCCCGCUAGAGGAGGACCAAGAUGUGGAUCUGGAACGGCGCUGUGGCAAGCCUUUCACCGACUCUAUUGAAGCCGACCGAUACGCGCUCUCCGAGUCGCUCGCACAUCCUACUAUCCAAGUACGUGUCAGCGCGGUUUCGGUGCGACAGUCCGUAUUUAAUGCCUUUUUUUCAUAUCUCCUUCCCUAA